AUGUCUACAUUCGCUCCUCGACCUGUUCCCGUAGCCUUGAUCGGACUCGGUGGAGUCGGAAAAGCUAUUUUAUCUCAAUUAUUAUCACCACCUUUGAACAGUCGAUUUAAUUUAAUCUUAAUCGCUAACUCAAGACAAUCCAUUUCGUUACCAUUACCAGCGGCACCUAUUACGCCAACUAAUUUCUCCCCUAUUUUAGAACAACAUGGAAAUCCAUUAGAUGUAGCUUCCAUCUUAUCUCUAUUGAGUAACCAUCCUGAUGCUCCUGGUAUCUUCAUCGAUUCGACAGGAUCAGAUUUGAUUCCAUCCAUUUAUCCUCAAAUAUUAGCCAUGGGAAUCAACAUCGUCACACCCAAUAAGAAAGCAGCUUCUUCAAGUCUAUCUUUAUGGGACGAUGUAAUCUCCAAAACUUAUCCUAAUACUCCGACCAUGUAUUACGGUGAAUCAACAGUAGGAGCAGGUCUCCCAAUCCUGAGUACCUUGAAAGAUUUGGUAGCUACAGGUGACGAAAUCGAAAAGAUUGAAGGUGUAUUUUCAGGUACUUUAAGUUACAUUUUCAAUGAAUUCUCAAAAGUAGAAGGUGGAGAUGUGAAAUUCUCUCAGGUCGUUCAAAUCGCUAAAGAUAAAGGAUACACUGAACCUGAUCCUCGAGACGAUCUUUCCGGAACAGACGUCGCACGAAAACUAACUAUACUUUCUCGACUCAUCCCUACUUCACCCGCUUUACCUGAAGGUUACGCAUCAGUACCUACUCAAUCACUCGUUCCCGAUGUCCUUUCCAACGCUUCUACCAAAGAAGAAUAUCUCGAACGAUUGGCCGAAGGUGAUGAUUACUUCGACAAAAUUCGUGAAGAAGCAAGAAAGGAAGGUCAAGUAGUCAGAUACGUCGGUGUAAUCGACUUGAAACAAGGUAAAGUAGAAUGUAAACUUGGAAAAUACCCAACAGAUCACGCUUUUGCUACUGCUCUUAAAGGAUCAGAUAACAUCAUCUCAUUUACCACUCAGAGAUAUUCACCUAGACCAUUGGUCAUCCAAGGUGCAGGUGCCGGUGCUGAUGUUACUGCUAUGGGUGUUACCUCGGAUUUGGUCAAGAUCCACGAAAGACUUACAACUCGUGCAUAA
Molecule: messenger RNA, 1122 nt
Organism: Kwoniella shivajii
Lineage: Eukaryota; Fungi; Basidiomycota; Tremellomycetes; Tremellales; Cryptococcaceae
Exons: 5
Coding region: 1-1122 (373 amino acids)
Biological process (GO): aspartate family amino acid biosynthetic process; L-homoserine biosynthetic process
Molecular function (GO): aspartate kinase activity; homoserine dehydrogenase activity; NADP binding
Source: RefSeq, a predicted model, not a curated record